This is a messenger RNA of Mustela lutreola (European mink), 10491 nucleotides long. It is a transcript of the gene THRB, whose product is annotated as thyroid hormone receptor beta. The record is from RefSeq and is a predicted model, not a curated record. Gene Ontology annotation, molecular function: RNA polymerase II cis-regulatory region sequence-specific DNA binding; zinc ion binding; nuclear receptor activity. NCBI's taxonomy places the organism in Eukaryota, Metazoa, Chordata, Mammalia, Carnivora, Mustelidae. Gene Ontology annotation, biological process: cell differentiation; thyroid hormone receptor signaling pathway; retinoic acid receptor signaling pathway. The transcript is spliced from 12 exons. The coding region runs from base 4363 to 5748 and encodes 461 amino acids.
UUUUUUUUUUAAAUAUGGUCACACUGUUGUGCAGUGAUCACCACUAACUUUAGGUCAUUUGUACCACCCCCAAAGGAAACUUGGUUCUCACCGCUCCUCAUCUCAACCCACCAACCCUAAGCAACUACAACUUUACUUUGUCUAUGAAUUUGCCUGUUCAGGAAAUUUUGUAUAAAUUUUGUAUAAAUUGAGUCAUAUAAUAAUCAUCUUUUCUGACUAGAUAUUGUUCACUUAACAUUUUCAAGGUUUAGCUAUGAUGUAGCAUGUAUCGGUAUUUCUUUUUAUUGCUGAGUAAUAGUCCACUACAUGGAUAUAUCAUAUUUCAUUUUCCAUUCAUGAGCUGAGUAACUUUGGGGUUGUUGCACCUUUUGGCUAUUAUGCAUAACGCUGCAUUGAACAGUUAUGGGCAAGUUUUUGUGUAGACGUGUGGUUUCCUCUCUCUUAGGUGUAUGCAUACCUAGGAGUAAAAUUGCUGGGUCAUAUGGUAAGUUUAUUUUUAACCUUUUGAAGAACUGCCAGACUGUUUUCCAAUGUGCUGCAGCAUUUUACAUUCCUGUCAACAGGAUGUAAGUGUUUCAAUUUCUCCACAUCCUCAACAGCAAUUAAUAUUUUCCACUUUUGGGAUUAUUACUAUCUUAGUAGGUAUAAAGUGGUAUUUUCCUGGGAUUUGGAGUUCCAUUUCUCUUAUGGCCAAGGAUGUCAAGCAUUUUUGCACGUUUGUUUAUUGAUUAUUUUUGUAUCUUUUUUGGAGAAAUGUCCUCUCAGAUCCUUUGCCUGUUUUAAAUUGUGUUGUCUUAUAUUACUGAAUUGUUUAUAUAGUCUAGAUACAAGUGCCUUAUCAGGUAAAUGAUUUGCAAUUUUUCUCCCAUAUAACCCAAUGGAAUAUUGGGAUAUUCUGUUCUGUUCUUGAAUGUAUUUUCCCCAUUUACUUUUUUAGGAGUUUUGGUAUCCUAAAGAAUAGGUACCUUGAUCUCAAUCCAAAUAAUUAUCUAUUAUACAGAGACACGUAGAAUCUAUAUUUCUAAAACAUCAUGACAUAAUGGGACCAUAUAAAAUCAUGUACAGUGUAAAAUUAGCCAGUUCCUGCUGAGAGAUUUUGCACCAGUGAGAAAAUCAAUCUCUAAGUUAUGAAGAGAAAUAAGUUAUCAAAUAUAUGUGACUGAAAUUUCCCAUAGCUUAUCAUUGAUAGAUGGCUAUGGAACACCAGUAUAUGCCAUGAUUAAAUAAGAUCAGUUGAGAGUUUUAUUCUCAUCCUAUUGGGAUUGAUAGUCAUGAUGAUAACACAAGAAUUUAAAAAAAGAAAGCUAGAUAUACUGUAAGAUCUUUGAAAAAUCAUUCCUUAGAGAUUUUUGGUUCUUAUCUUCUAUGUAUUUUUCAAAGAUUGAAUAAUUUUUCUUUACAUGUUGGAAACAAAGGAGUGUAAUACACAUACAUGUAAAUGUACAUGUAUACAUGUUUUCUUUCUUUUUAAGGAUCUCUUUUACUAAAGUCGAUGAUAUUAAUUAUUUAUGUGCCCUCUUCAGUUAAUUCAUUGACGUCUUUAUAAGAGCUAUCCCAGGGUUAACUCAUUCAUUCAGCAAAUAACUUUGCUGUCAACUUCAGGCCCUGGGUUAGGUUCUGGGACUAAGAUGGUGGAUAAAACUGACCUUGAUUAUGCCUCAUAUGGAGCUUACAGACAAAAAUCAAGUAAAAAUACAAAUAAAUGUAAAGUUACAAAUUUUUUCUAUGAAGAUAAGGAAGAGAUGCGAAGAGAGAAUAAUAGGAAAAUCUAUUUUAGACUAACAAGUCAGGGGAGUACCCUGACACAUAUGGAGGAUUGGAUAUAGCUAGUCAGGGAAGGAGGAGAGCAUUGCAAACAGAAGCAACAGCAUGUGCAAAGGCCAUGAGGCAGGAAAGAGUUUGCAAGGAAGGGGAAGAAGAAGGUCAGUAGGGUAGAUAGGUAGUAAGUGAGAUAGAAAAUGAUAGGGAACACAAUCUCAGAAGAGGGCAGAAGCUAGUUCACAUAAGAGGCUGUAGACCACAUUAAGAAGUUUGUAUUUUACUCAGAAAGUAGUCGAAUCAUUUUGAGGAUUUUAGCAGAGGAAAUGACAUGUUCUGAUGUAAACUUUAAAAGAUCUUGUUGGCUGCUUCAUAAAGAUUGAUGUGUGGAACUGAAGUAGAAAUAGAACCAAGAUGACCACUUAGGAGGUUUUUUGGCCCUGUUGGAACAGGCUGUGAUGGUAACUUGGACAAAGAUGGGGCAGUGGAAAACCAAUAAGGUUGAAUGCAUUUCAGAUUAUUUUGAAGAUAUGGUGUCAUGGUUAAGAGUGUGUGUUCUAAAGCCAGAGCGAUUAGGUUAGAAUAUGAAUUCCCCGCUCUCACAAACUAUAUGACAAUGAGCAAAUUGGCAAUUAGCUUUUCUAUUUCCUUAGUAGUAAAAUAGAAAUAAUAACAGGAAUCAUCUCAGAGAGUUGUUAUGAAAAUCAAGUGAGUUAAUAAUGCUCUAUAUGCCUCAUAAGUGUAUUUGUCAAAUAGUGAAUGCCUUAAUGUGUGGUGGGAACAUUUCUCCUAUUCAAAAACAGUCAACACUUGGAAGUGAACCAGACUUGUCCUGGACUGGCCAUUGGAUAUCAAAACAUUCAGUGACUCUGACUUUCCUUGGAGAGGUGGCAAAUAUGACAAUACAUAUGGAGAGUGUCAUCAAAUAGACCAUCUUUUGAAUUUUACUCCCCCAUUUACAAGUUGGCCAUGGAAAGUUAGAAGUGUUGGCAGUUGGUGCAGUUGAUUUAAGCUGAAGAAUCAUGGACAACUCUCAGGUUUCUGCCUUGAUCACCAAAUAACCUGUGGGGCCAUUUCUUGAGUGAAGGAAAGUGGAAGGAAGCAUGUUUCUCAAAACCUUAGCUUCCUUGGGUGGAAGUUUAUGUCUUCCUCAUAGGUGAUGACCAGAAAAAAUGCAGAUAAAUGCCUGGCAUAGCACUUGGAAUGUGGUAGAUGUUUUUCUUGUCUGCUUGGUCUCUUCUCCCCUUCUUACAUCAACUGUGAGAAUCUCGACCACGCUGCCUAGACCUUCCAUUUGUGGGUUCAGACAUAAGAUGGAAACAGUGAGGUCGGUGGCAGGGCAGGGCCAGCACUAAGGUGAGGUGAGCAAGACCUCACUCAUUUGGACACCAAAAAAUGAAGUAACCAAGAUAAAUAUUUUAAUACCAUAUCUCUUUUUUAAAAAAUAUUUUAUUUAUUUAUUUGACAGAGAUCACAAGUAGGCAGAGAGGCAGGCAGAGAGAGAGGGGGAGGCAGGCUCCCUGCUGAGCAGAGAGCCUGAUGCGGGUCUCGAUCCCAGGACCCUGAGAUCAUGAUCUGAGCCGAAGGCAGAGACUUAAUCCACUAAGCUACCCAGGCGCCCCAAUACCAUAUCUUGAAAAUCAAAAACAAUGUAAAAAAUCCGUGACGAAUGAAAUAUUGUAUGUUUAAUAAAGAUAGAACAAGUAUUACUGUUGUCUCCUCUUGUCUUUAGCUCUAGCCCUCACUAUGGCACCACGACAAACAAAGGAAAAAAGCUUCCUCUUCUGGGCCUCCAAGAGUCUUUCUCACUUCUUCUAAAGUUGGUAGCCAAGAGCCAGUCAGCAAAUGUGUAUACUCCGAUGGUCUCUAGAGGCUAAAGAAUGUGUUCCAACAGCCUAUAAUCCUGGGUACAUUGAGGAUUGGGGGCUGAGGCUUUUACUAGCCCAACCCCCAACCUCCUGCUAUCAGUUGCACUGUGGGAGUUGGAGCAAGGUUCCCGGUUUCGCCCCACCUCGGUAAACGCAGACCCUUGUGACCCUGGAAUUGUUGAGCAAACACAAAGUGGAAUAAACCAAUGCUCUAUUAAACGCUGGGGUUUAAAGGUCAGCUUUGUGCUUAUCGGCUGCAGGGCCUAGUUCACUACCUAGACGACUCUCAAGGUUGUUUCGCGCUUGCACUAUGGACUGAGAAGAUGAGCAUUUUUCCUUUCAGCGUGGGUAGCUAUUUGCUUUGCAAGGAGCUGUUAUUGUCAGCAUGAAAACAUCAGGUCAGGAGCAGACUGAAGAGGAAUGGAGGGUCCUAUGUGAUUGUACUGGGCCCACCAGAUAAUCCAGCAUGAUCUCUUCAUUAUGAAAUCUUUUAUCAGAUUUGCAAAGUCCCUUUUGUUAUAUAAGGAUGUGGAAGAGUUGACUCAGAAAAUGAAUUUGAAACGGAGUUUUAGACCCCACUUUAUUAUUUGCACAGAAGAGUUGAAAAGAAAGUUCUGAUGAGAUCUGCGGUUUCCCUCCUGUUGGCCGUCCUGUGAGGGUGCCAGCUUCUGCACGUGAUUUAAUGGAUCAGAAGGAGGUGUCAGUGAAAAAAAAGGUCCAGAAUGAUUACUAACCUAUGACUCCCAACAGUAUGACAGAAAAUGGCCUUCCAGCCUGGGACAAACCAAAGCACUGUCCAGACCGAGAACACGACUGGAAGCUAGUAGGAAUGUCUGAAGCCUGCCUCCAUAGGAAGAGCCAUGCGGAGAGGCGCAGCGCAUUGAAAAAUGAACAGUCGUCACCACAUCUCAUCCAGGCCACUUGGACUAGCUCGAUAUUCCAUCUGGACCAUGACGAUGUGAACGAUCAGAGCAUCGCAAGUGCCCAGACCUUCCAAACAGAAGAGAAGAAAUGUAAAGGGUACAUCCCCAGUUAUUUAGACAAGGACGAGCUAUGUGUAGUGUGUGGUGACAAAGCCACCGGGUACCAUUAUCGCUGCAUCACGUGUGAAGGCUGCAAGGGUUUCUUUAGAAGAACCAUUCAGAAAAAUCUCCAUCCAUCCUAUUCCUGUAAAUAUGAAGGAAAAUGUGUCAUAGACAAAGUUACCAGAAAUCAGUGCCAGGAAUGUCGCUUUAAAAAAUGCAUCUAUGUUGGCAUGGCAACAGAUUUGGUACUGGAUGACAGCAAGAGGCUGGCGAAGAGGAAGCUGAUUGAGGAGAACCGGGAGAAAAGACGGCGGGAAGAGCUGCAGAAAUCCAUUGGGCACAAGCCGGAGCCCACAGACGAGGAGUGGGAGCUCAUCAAAACUGUCACUGAAGCCCAUGUGGCCACCAAUGCCCAAGGCAGCCACUGGAAGCAGAAACGGAAAUUCCUGCCGGAAGAUAUUGGACAAGCACCAAUAGUAAAUGCCCCAGAAGGUGGAAAGGUUGACUUGGAAGCCUUCAGCCAUUUUACAAAAAUCAUUACACCAGCAAUUACCAGAGUGGUGGAUUUUGCCAAAAAGUUGCCUAUGUUUUGUGAGCUGCCAUGUGAAGACCAGAUAAUCCUCCUCAAAGGCUGCUGCAUGGAGAUCAUGUCCCUUCGUGCUGCUGUGCGCUAUGACCCAGAAAGUGAGACUUUAACCUUGAAUGGGGAAAUGGCAGUGACGCGGGGCCAGCUGAAGAACGGGGGUCUUGGGGUGGUGUCGGACGCCAUCUUUGACCUGGGCAUGUCACUGUCUUCUUUCAACCUGGAUGACACUGAAGUAGCUCUCCUUCAGGCGGUCCUGCUAAUGUCUUCAGACCGCCCAGGGCUUGCCUGCGUUGAAAGAAUAGAAAAAUACCAAGAUAGUUUCCUGUUGGCCUUUGAACACUAUAUCAAUUACCGAAAACAUCAUGUGACACACUUUUGGCCAAAACUCCUGAUGAAGGUGACAGACCUGCGGAUGAUUGGAGCCUGCCAUGCCAGCCGCUUCCUGCACAUGAAGGUGGAAUGCCCCACGGAACUCUUUCCCCCAUUGUUCUUGGAAGUAUUCGAGGAUUAGACUGACUGACUUCAUUCUCAUAAUUCCUACAGCACUACUGGGUGUCAUUUCAUUCCAUUGCCUAGAUCUUUUUUGUUUGUUCCUUUGUUUCUUUGUGUUGGGAGGGACUGUUUGGGGGUAAAGGGAGGUAGUCCUUAGCAUAGACAUGGAUGAAAUUGCCCCUUGAAUGCGGGUACUUGUAACUAUUGCAUUUUGUUCUCCUGUCCUUUGAUGUGAAUGCUUUGAAGAUUUUACAGUUGUGGAGGUAGGAUGGGGACAAUCAUUAAUUCACCAGCACCAAGCCAUCACCAGCUCCCAUCUGUCCCUGGUCAGAGACUGAAGCAAGCAAAAUGGUGUGGCAGAAGACUAACGAAGCCUUAAAACCAAGAUAAUAUGGUCAUCUGAAUCUGGUCCUGAUUUUUGCAGGGCUCAAAUUAGUAUGGUGCAAACCACCUUUGGUUAAGAUGUGGCUUUCAGCUUUCUAGGGAAAGGUCUGAACUGGUUUUUAUCUAUUCAAGAGCAUGCUGUUUUCAGCACUCUUCAUUCUCUCCUAGCAGCAUAACUUGGAAUGUAUAGAAAUAUUUGUUCCUCAAAUAUCAGCUGUCUUUUCACUCUAAUUUUUAUAAUCCUAUGAUUUCAUUCAAGUUAUACAAGGGUGUGACUCAAAGAUGUGCAGGUAUCUGACUGACGGAGGCCUACAAGGGAAACAAUUUUCCUCAGCAAGCCCAAAGAAAUUAGAAAGCUUCAUUAAUGUCAGUGACUCAACAGUUUCCAAAAAUCCACAUGGUGUUACCUCAGAGUAGAAAGGCUACUUUACAGUUUAGGCUCAGAGAAAAUUUCUACCAAAAUCAAACCAAUUUACAGAGUGUUGUCACUUUUCAAUGACAUCUGAUCUGUCAUCUCUCAAACUUCUGAAGUUGUUUAAUCCUGACUGCAUCUUUGCUGAGCUGACAACAUAUUUCCCUCUGGAUUAAAUCUUCUAAUCAAGGAGAGAUAACAAGCUGAAAUUUGAGUCUUGUUCUGGAGGAAUUCUGAGAGAUAAGUACGGUGCAUUCUGAGUUGAAGGAAGUGCAGUGUUCUGAGAGUCUCUUCAUGUGCUGAUGGUUCCCUUUGGUCUUAGAUCCUCAAGCUCUUUGCUCUACAAAUAAAUGUUACCUAGUCCCCUUUUCCCUCUGACUCUCAGGCUUGACUAUCACUGAACAAAGACCAGUUUGACCACUGACCCUCCCGGUCCCUCCUAGAGCAUUGCCCUGACAUAUAUUUCACAGAAAAUACCUGCAGACCAUGUACAUGAACAUCAACUUCCCUGCCUCACCCUCCUCCCUGAUGACAAACACUGUAGUAGGUUGUGCCCAGAAAACCCAUGAUGAUCCCUGAUCAUUUCAACUUAAGAAAAUGGGCAAAGAAUGUACCCAUGUAAUUGAAUGUAUCUUGUUCUUCACUGGCAUAGUAGACAUGAACUACUCCUUUACCUGCCUUGAACUGCCUUAUCCUGGAGAUAUUGGGGAAAAUAAGCCAUAUCCGUGAGAUUUAACUAAAAAACAAAAAAUUAAAAAAAAAAAAAAAAGGGAAUGCAAGUCACUGUGAAAACCAAGUGGACUAACUUUUUUAACUUGCCCAGAGUCAGGGUGCCUGAGUUCUAGUUUGUACUCAGUCAGCUGGUGGAUUUGUGACCUUCGGUCUUGGUUUUCUCACCUGGGAGAAAGUCAUGAACUUUAAAAUUUUUCCCAUUCUUAAUAUUGUACUAGUUUGGGGGUGGGGGGGGUAGGGAUCUGUUCCUUUUUGAUGGUUUCUUUCAUAUUCAAAUUUCUAGCUUUAUUAAACAGAAAUUAUGGUCCUCAACAGUUAGGGAAAGCAUAUUUGGUGUUGAGUCAAAACAAGAAUUUGAUAUACUUUUAUCAACUGUGUAGAGAAAGGCAGGAUGGCAUUGGAAAAAGGAGAGGAAUAGCACUGAAAAACUUAAGUGUGACUGGGAAUAAUCUGGAAGGAAAAAGAUAUGUUUCAUACACGAAAGUGAUAAUACUGGCUUCAGAGGAAAUAAGAAUAUGGCCAUGGAACUAGCUGAGCAAAAAAAGGGAAGUAAGGGAAGAGAUUAAAAUUAUAAACAUGAAAUUCAUGGGCAGAUAACCUGCUUUGACUUUAUCUAUAGUUUGUUUUGUUUUGUUUUCUCUAAGGCAGCCUCUAGCCAGUCUCUUGAAGUCCUUGCUUUGUUCGCAAUCCAUCUCUCUCUGUUGACUCUUCUUGGAGAAGUACUCUUUGAAACAUAAUGCUGAAUUGCCUUCUACACUCAAGGGUAACUCUGAAAAACUCUGUGGUGAGAGGCAAGUUUUCUCUCAGAAGGGAAUGAGAGGAAGGUGAGCAGGAGGGGGUAGUGGAGGGUUCACAGACCUGUUGAGCAUCAAGCCUUCCCUGGGAAAGUUACCUCAAUUUGUUUGACAGAGUUUCCAUAGUACAUGAGACACACCCAGAUUCAAAUAUAAGUACAGAGCCUGAUCUAAGGCUAAAUCUGAUGCUUUGGGGAUUAACCAUGACUAGGCAUUGUCCAAAUGAUACAGUAUAUCUACAAUAAUCCAGCCAGCCUCAAGUAAAUUUAUGUUUGAUCCUCAGUUCCCUAUAUGACUGCCUUAAAUAGGCAAACUGCUGAUCUAAAACUCUUGUUGUAGGCCAAAUACUUUAUGCUGAGCGGGACACUCCUUAAAGUACUUCAGUUUGAAAGAAAGGCUGUAAGACUCAAAGAAUCAUGACCCUGGGGUCGAAAUGAUUCAUUCUUCUGUAACCAGUUGAGGUGCUUAGUGCAUCUCAAGACUCCAUCUCAUAAAACUCAAUCAGGAGGGAUUUACCCUGGAUUUCUUUUUUCUUUCUUUUUUUUCUUUUUUUUUUUUUUUUUUUUUACAUCUUCUCUUAUAUUGUCCGGGCUUUCAUAUCAAGUGUGGACCUGAUUGAAACCCCUCACAGAGGGGAGACAUCCCAGUAAAGGAGAAUACACCUGUACAACUGGGAUUCUUAUUUAUAAAUCACUUCACUUUGGGGGAUGAGUGUUGUGGGUGUCUGUGUGUCUGUGUGUGUGUGUGUCUGUGCGCGCGCGCGUGUGUUUGUAAUCCUCAAGUGUACUUUGCUCUUCAAUUUAGAUGUGCAGUAUUUCCAGAAAUAGUGAAAAAAAAAUAAGAUCUUUUCUUCUUUAUGAUUCUGCUCAAAACACCACGUGCUGCCUCAGAGCUUUUUCUAGUCAAAUGAGCCUUGGUCCUCAAUGACGUGCUUGCCGUGUUGAUGCCUCAGCCCAGUGAUACCCCCUCACCUGUGCCCCAAGUGACACCUCUUCCAUCUGCAGCGCGGUCAUCGGUCAUCGGGGUGGACCGCCAGGCUCGGCUCUGCUCCAGCAACGCCAUUCUCAUUGCUCUUCUGUGGACAGGUGCCCAAGUCUUGGCACCUCCACAACACUAAGCCCCCAAGAGACUCAGCCUCCACGGAACUGCUGAGAACCCUCAAAGCAUGUCAUUGUCAGUGAUCCAUUUUUAUUCUCUGGAACUCUAACCUAUUUGUGUCAAAUUGACCUUUUGAUGCAUGAGUCAUAAAUUAUGAAAUCGGUCUUAUGGUUUUUGAAAUGUAGCCAGCAUUUGUAAGGCUAAACCUUUUUCACAAACUGAAUUUAAGUGAAUAACCAAGCCGCAGUUCUUCUCCCAAAGGAGAGUGCUUACAGACAUUUGAAUCUCUUUGCCCUUUCCAACAGCUAUGGCAUCAGGUUCUAAAAUAAGCUUGUAAUUUUUCCUGUUAUUUUAAUAAUAUGGAAAUAUUAGCAUAGUGUUUCUUUUGAUAGUGAUAGAUUAUAAUCCAUAUUUAAAUUUUAUAGAGAAGAAAUUUUAUUGUACUGUGAUGUAGAUAUUUAUUAUCCAGGUAAGGAUUUGCCCGGUGUGUAUUUUUUACAAUUGAAACAUUUUACUUUAAUCUUUAAAAAAAAAUACAUUAAAAACAGACACACACACACACACACACAAAAAAAAAAAAACCGGACUGGGGGUAAAAAGGUUUGGCCUUAUCACAGAAUUUUUACUGUGCUGUAUAAAUGUUUGCAAAUGCAAAAAGUGUGCAUUUCUAGUGUGUUUCCACAUUAAUUAAUGCCGCCUUCAAGAGCAAUAUCGUGCAGGUAAAACGCUGUUUGUGGCUUUCUGUUGCACAGUUAAAGCUGACCCACCUUAUGCACAAGACAAUCAAAUAUAAAUCUGUCCUCCUCAGGAUGCAGACAAUACUCAUGUAAAUUACGGAGCACAAUGUAAGACAAAAGAUGACACUUUAUUUAAUUACACAAGUAUUGUUGCUAUAAAAGAUGUAAGGGCAUGAAUGAGCUGACAUUACACCACUUCUUUGUUUUGGUUCUUCCUAAUUAACUUGGCAUUUUUCAUUGGAUUAUAGAGCCAAAUUAGUUCUCUAUGCUUUCCCCAGAGAAAACACGUUCCCCCCCACACACACAUAAUGUCUUCAUGCCCUGAGAAUCAGAAAAGUACUACAGAAUAGGCAAAGAUUUACAGUCACAGGAAGAUAUGUGUUUUGCAAACAGUGUUAAGUGAUAUUGCUAGGUUGGUAAUAUUUUUUUCAGCCUAAAACUCUGUUAAAAUCUGUGAUCAAAAUGUUUUAAACUAUCCAAAAAGAAAAUUUGUAUAUUUGGGAAAAAUGAAUUUUUACAUAGCUUUUGUAUGCAGAUAUUAAAUUGUAAUUAUGAAUAUAGUGGGCGUAGAUAAACUCAUAAGCUUCAAUUCUAAAAAAGAAAAA